This is a messenger RNA of Arthroderma uncinatum, 3156 nucleotides long. Its product is annotated as calcium-transporting ATPase 3. The record is from RefSeq and is a predicted model, not a curated record. Gene Ontology annotation, biological process: calcium ion transmembrane transport; intracellular calcium ion homeostasis. Gene Ontology annotation, cellular component: plasma membrane. The transcript has 4 exons. Gene Ontology annotation, molecular function: P-type calcium transporter activity; ATP binding; ATP hydrolysis activity. NCBI's taxonomy places the organism in Eukaryota, Fungi, Ascomycota, Eurotiomycetes, Onygenales, Arthrodermataceae. The coding region runs from base 1 to 3156 and encodes 1051 amino acids.
AUGGGAGAAAAGAAAGCUGCCCCAGGCUCCGAGCCUGUCAAGGGGCCCCUCUCCCGCCCAGCCCACUGCCUUACAGCGGAAGCGGCCACCAGAGAGUUGGCUACCCACGCAGACGAUGGACUUACCACCCAGGAGGCAAACGCCCGUCUCAACACAUACGGCCAGAACAAGCUCGAGGAAGGUGAAGGUGUUUCCGUCGUCAAGAUCCUCAUCCGCCAGAUGGCAAAUGCUAUGAUGCUAGUCCUGAUCAUGGCAAUGGCCGUGAGUUUUGGAAUUCAAUCUUGGAUUGAAGGUGGCGUUAUUGCUGCUGUCAUCGCUCUUAAUAUCAUCGUUGGAUUCUUUCAAGAAUAUGCUGCGGAGAAGACGAUGGACUCUCUCCGCUCGCUGAGUUCCCCAACCGGGACUGUUUCGAGAGACGGACAAACUAUUGUCAUUCCGUCUAUUGAUAUCGUCCCUGGUGAUAUGGUCGAGUUAAAAACCGGUGAUACCGUUCCCGCUGAUCUUCGACUUGUUGAAGCAGUUAAUUUCGAAACCGACGAGGCCCUUCUUACUGGAGAAUCACUUCCUGUCCAGAAGGACUGCGAUACGACCUUCAAGGAGGAUGUUGGCCCUGGCGACAGGUUGAACAUUGCCUAUAGUUCCUCCACCGUCACCCGUGGACGUGCCCGUGGCGUUGUCAUUGCCACCGGUAUGAACACCGAGAUUGGUUCAAUUGCCGCUGCUCUCAGAGCCUCAGAUAGCAAACGCCGGCCGGUAAAGCGUGGACCCAGCGGUGAGACGAAGAAGCGAUGGUAUGUCCAAGCCUGGACUCUAACUGGCACUGAUGCCGUGGGAAGAUUCCUUGGUGUCAACGUCGGAACUCCGCUUCAGCGAAAGCUAUCCAAGCUGGCCCUUAUCCUCUUCGGCGUUGCUGUUCUAUUCGCUAUCGUUGUCAUGAGUGCCAACAAAUGGAGCAGCAAUAACGAAGUUAUCAUCUACGCGGUUGCUACUGGCCUAAGUAUGAUCCCCGCCUGCCUCGUGGUCGUCUUGACCAUCACCAUGGCCGUUGGCACCAAACGAAUGGUUGAACGAAACGUUAUUGUACGAAAGCUGGAUUCACUCGAGGCCCUCGGUGCCGUCACGAACAUCUGCUCUGAUAAGACCGGAACGCUCACUCAGGGUAAAAUGGUGGCGAAGAAGGCUUGGAUUCCAUCGUUAGGAACGUAUUCAGUAGGCACCUCCAACGAGCCAUUCAACCCUGAAGUUGGAGACAUUAGCCUUGAUACCCUUCCUCCCGUCAAAAUGACUGACGAGAAGGUUGCCGAACCCACCGAUGCUGAUGAGCUUAUCAGGGACAACCCCCAGCUUGAAGAAUUCCUGAACAUUGCAUCCAUGGCGAACCUUGCGCAUGUUUAUCGAUCUGAGAGCGAUGGGAAUGAAUGGCGCGCCAGAGGCGAGCCCACGGAGAUCGCAAUCCAGGUAUUUGCGUCAAGAUUCAAUUGGAAUAGGGACCGCUGGGUACAAGGGCAGGGGGCGAUCUGGCACCAGAAAGCUGAAUUCCCCUUUGAUUCUGACGUGAAGAAGAUGUCUGUAAUCUUUCGGAAACUCACCGAAUCGGAAGAUAAGCAGAUGGUCUUCACCAAAGGCGCAGUUGAACGUAUCAUUGAUUCAUGCACGACCGUUGUUAUGGAUGUAGCUGAGGGUCCAGUUCCCAUGACUGAUGCCAUCCGCCAUGACAUCCUCGAGAAUAUGGAAGCGCUGGCCGGACUCGGUCUUCGUAUUCUCGCACUUGCUAGUCGGCCAUAUGAUGCUACCCCCAAUACAUUAGAAGACACGGAUGUCAAUCGUGAAGACGUUGAAAAGGAGCUGCAAUUCUGUGGUCUGAUUGGGCUGUAUGACCCUCCUCGCCCUGAGACUGCCGGCUCCAUUGAAGAGUGCUAUAAAGCCGGAAUAUCAGUCCACAUGGUUACUGGCGAUCACCCUGGGACUGCCCGUGCUAUUGCAGCUCAAGUUGGUAUCAUCCCCGCGGACCUAAGUACGGUUGCACGCGAUGUAGCCGAUGCCAUGGUCAUGACGGCCAGCCAGUUUGACAAGCUAUCCGACGACGAAAUUGACCAUCUACCAACGCUUCCGCUAGUCAUUGCCAGAUGUGCUCCGCACACCAAAGUCCGUAUGAUCAAAGCUCUUCAUCGGCGUGGCAAGUUCGCUGCCAUGACAGGCGACGGAGUCAAUGACUCUCCGUCGUUGAAACAUGCCGAUGUUGGCAUUGCCAUGGGCCAGAGUGGUUCCGAUGUCGCCAAGGAUGCGUCUGAUAUCGUUCUAACGGAUGAUAACUUUGCAUCUAUUCUGAAUGCCGUCGAAGAGGGCCGUCGUAUCUUUGAUAACAUUCAGAAAUUUGUGCUGCAUUUGUUGGCUGAGAACAUUGCUCAAGCCUGUACGUUGCUUAUCGGGCUGGCAUUCAAGGACAAUGAUAACCAGUCUGUGUUCCCGCUGGCUCCCGUCGAGAUCUUAUGGAUCAUCAUGAUCACAUCCGGCAUGCCUGACAUGGGCCUUGGAAUGGAGAUUGCCGCCCCUGAUAUUAUGGACAGGCCACCACAAAGCAAACAAGGAAUCUUCACCUGGGAGAUCAUCGUCGACAUCCUGGCCUAUGGUCUCUGGAUGUCUGCACUGUGCCUGUCGGCCUUCUCGCUGGUCAUGUUCGGGUUUGGCGACGGCGACCUAGGCACUCAUUGCAACCGCGACUAUACUCCAGAAUGUGAUACCGUCUUCCGUGCUCGCGCCACCACUUUCGUCUGUCUGACCUGGUUCGCGCUCUUCCUCGCCUGGGAGAUGGUCAACCUCCGGCGCAGUUUCUUCCGCAUGCAGCCCGGCUCCAAGAAGUAUUUCACCCAGUGGAUGCACGACGUCUGGCGCAACCAGUUCCUCUUCUGGGCGAUCAUGGCAGGCUUCAUCACCAUCUUCCCGCUGCUCUAUAUCCCGGUCAUCAACCACAAGGUCUUCCGCCACACCGGCAUCUCCUGGGAAUGGGGCAUCGUCUUUGUCGAGUCUGCCCUCUUCUUCCUGGGAGUCGAGGCGUGGAAGUGGGGGAAGCGAGUGUUCUUCCGUCGCCAGGCACGGUCUAUGGCUUCCAAGUCUGAAACGCCUCGUUUCCAGGCGAUUAACGCUGGGGGGGAAUAA